Messenger RNA from Ilex paraguariensis (yerba mate), 537 nucleotides. Lineage: Eukaryota; Viridiplantae; Streptophyta; Magnoliopsida; Aquifoliales; Aquifoliaceae. The record is from the annotation of a GenBank genome assembly.
AUGGAGUCGGUGGGAGUGGCUAGCAAAGCGCCCAUGCAACUUUUGAUGGUGGUGGUGACACUGCUGGCAAUUUGGGUAUAUCACUUGUCCGAAGGGGGAGCGUGUGGUUAUGGGAACUUGUAUAGCCAGGGUUAUGGAACUAACACUGUGGCUCUAAGCACUGCACUUUUCAACAAUGGCUUGAACAGUGGUGCAUGCUAUCAAAUGAGGUGCAACCAAGACCCAAAAUGGUGCCUACCUGCCAUCAUCGUCACCGCCACUGCCACAAACUUUUGUUCACCUAACCAUGCUCUAGCUAAUAACAACGGUGGGUGUUGCAAUCCCCCUCUCCAACACUUCGACUUAGAAGAGCUUGCUUUCUUGCCAAUUGUACAGUGGGAUCGUUCCAGUCCUCUACAGAAGGUAUGGAUUAAAUUAAUUUCAAGGGUCACAGGUGUGAAGAAAGGAGGAAUGAGGUUCACAAUCAACGACCAUUCUUACUUCAACUUGGUGUUGAUAACUCAUGUUGGUAGCGCUGGGGACAUCCAUUCGGCGUAG